CUAUGUUUUCAAAAUUUCAAAGUACGAUUAUGUCAAAAGUUAAAACGCACAAAUACUUCGGCCGUGAUUCCUCCGAUUGGAAUAUAUUAGAUUUUUUGAAUGCGUGUGACGUGGAGCCAUUUGACAAUAAGAUAGAUGUUUACCUAAAAUCUCUUGAAAACAUCUUUGAUAAAGAGCAAGAUGCCCGGAGGGAAAAAGCGCGAGCACUCCUUGACAAAUAUAGAACGGCUAGGCAUGGGUGGCUUUCUGGGUUCCCUGUGUUAAAGGGAAGUGAUCGCACAUUUGCUAAAAAGUGGAAUAAAACGCGUAAAUUGCAUAUUUCAAGUGGGACAACAAUUAACAUUAAUCAUUCAGUUUCCGCAAUAAAUGGAACAAUACAUGGAACGAUCAAUAAUAACUCCAUGUCCGGGAAAAGGGAUCACAAGGAUGAAAUAGAUCAAUUUUUUCAAAGUCCCAAUGAUCAACAACCCAAUCAGUUUAAUAAAAAACUGCGAAAAUUAGAGGCCACAGAUGAAUGUAAAUAUGCACCGCAAAUCAACGAUGAUGAUGAUGAAAUAGAUAAAGAGAUGUGUGAAUUAAGCAUGCUAGAGUUCGAACAUAUAUUUCAAGGAAUGAGAAAGGAAAAAAAGUGGUUUUUGAAAUCGGGAAAAUGCGUUGAGGACAAGUUGUAUGCCUUUGGAAAACAAUGCCGAUUUGAACAUUUGGCACAUUCUUUCAUUAUCGACCCCGAUGACGAAACCUACUAUCAAAACAAUGUGUUUACCCCCGAAGAACUCGAAGAGAUUCGUGAUACAGAAUCAAAAGACCUUCCUAAGAUGCCGACCGAAUUACUGAAAUUUGUCAGCUCUUUCCGAAAGAAAACAACGGAAAAUUUGCGGAUAAUGCUUGAUACGCGAAAGGACUGGGAAGGCGAAAACUUUGACAGGGCUAAACACUUUGAUUUUGACUGGAUAAAACAUAGCGUUCACAGUUUAUUAUUGGAAUUUGAGUCCGGCACAUUAAAGCAAAAUCACUUGGAAGCGUGGUACAAUAUCCAUAUUUGGUCACUAAUAGACAGAUCCUUCAACGAGAUAAAAGGGGUGGACGUUGCCAGAGGCGAGUCGUGUAGCCUUGCUUCUGCGAAACGCAAAAAUAAACAUAGAGUUAUUCAAGGAUUGGUCGCAACAACACGAAAAGCACUUGGAAGAAGAGGUGAUUUAAUAUUAAGGAAAGGAAUAUACGAAUACGGUGCUUCUGAGGUUGGAAAGGACUACGAGGGGGAUAAAGGGACAAAGUUACUCAGAGAAAGGGGUCUAAAAAGUCCGAAGAUGCUUAAGGACAUGUUGGUAGAUUUGGGUAAUUAUAUAAAGUGGGAAAAAAAUAAACUACGUCAAUUGGAGCUAGUAAGCUUCAUUCAUGCUGGUAGUCUUUUCAUGAUUUUAUUACGUAUUGAUGCUCCUGCCGGCUAUAUGUGUAGAAUAACGAGAUCGGAGACUCUACAGAUACCAACCGAUGUUAGUUGUUUUGAAGAAGCUCUUAAGUGUAUGGUUUUGACUUGGAAAGCGAAGAAUUUGCAAGAAGCUGGUGCCCGUAAGCAUGAGGAUUGUAUUAUCGUUCCUAACUGUGUUAGGACACCACAAAAAAAACGGACGGUCCUGCAAACAUCGCAAGUUCUAUUAAAGAAGGAAAAGCUUACCUUUCCAUGUUCUUCGUAG
Molecule: messenger RNA, 1694 nt
Organism: Dentiscutata heterogama
Lineage: Eukaryota; Fungi; Glomeromycota; Glomeromycetes; Diversisporales; Gigasporaceae
Source: the annotation of a GenBank genome assembly